GGAAAGCAAUGAAUACAAUUCCUAGGCUAGGGACAAUUGUUUGUUAUGUGAAUAAGGCCCAUACCCGUUCACCGUUUGUUCCGACAAUUCCUCCCUACUUUGCCUUGUUUAGUAGUACCACAACGCGAUUUUCCCAAGAGUCAAAGGCCUCCAAAAACUUCAACCAUGGCGGACACAACAACAACAGCAACAGCGGCAAUCUCCGAUGAACAACAGCAAAACAAACCAACGAAUAAUCCAAUUAUGUCAUUUAUUUCCAGUAUUCUUCAGCUCUUCAAACCGCCGCCACCGAGUACUAAGAAGAUUGAACCCGGUUCAGCUGCUACUAAUACUACUGCUACUACUACUUCAGAGGCUAAACCAACUGCUGCUGCAGUUGUAGGAGAAGAGGAAAAUGCUUCUGGUAUAGUCAAGUUUCCUAAACAGGAUUUGACUUCUUUGAAGCUCGAAUCGGAAGGCGGAGCUGAACCAAAUACUCACCCUAUCGUCUUGUGGCAGGUCUAUGCUAUCGGAGGGUUCUUUGUUUUAAAGUGGGCAUGGUCAAGAUGGAACGAGCGUCGUGGAAACAGGAAGCCAUCCGAUGAAGAACCUCCUCCUCCUCCUGGUCAAGAGUAGAUCAUGUUAGACGAGAGCAAAAGAACGAUACUUGUGGAGACAGGUUUAUGACUUUAUGUGAGUCGUGUAAAUUGUUGAAAUUAAAGUUCUGGUUUUACAAUGCUAAAUGUAAAAACCCGAAUCAAGCUACGUGAAUUGGCUGAUCAGCACUAUACAGCCUGUGUUUCAGCCAUUCUUGAUAAAGCAAGUGGAUGUGUGCAUGAGUUGUUGAAAGCUCAUACAUUCAUUCAACUUGACAAGUUUUUCUUGUGAAAA
This is a messenger RNA of Capsicum annuum, 870 nucleotides long. RefSeq lists its product as uncharacterized. NCBI's taxonomy places the organism in Eukaryota, Viridiplantae, Streptophyta, Magnoliopsida, Solanales, Solanaceae. The transcript is spliced from 2 exons. The record is from RefSeq and is a predicted model, not a curated record. The coding region runs from base 166 to 615 and encodes 149 amino acids.